Messenger RNA from Paramecium tetraurelia, 2589 nucleotides. RefSeq lists its product as uncharacterized. The transcript is spliced from 5 exons. Gene Ontology annotation, cellular component: membrane; cytosol; intracellular membrane-bounded organelle. Lineage: Eukaryota; Ciliophora; Oligohymenophorea; Peniculida; Parameciidae. The record is from RefSeq and is a predicted model, not a curated record. Gene Ontology annotation, molecular function: sterol binding.
AUGCUCGAUAAUAAUAAGAAUGCAUUAAUGAGUUGUAGUGCAUUUAAAGAGAGUGGUGUAUUGAAAGGAUGGGGAGAAAGGCUUUUAAUAUAUGAUUUGAAAUAAUAGAUACUCAGGUAUAUUGACGUCAAGGGUUAAACAUAAAAGUAGCUGUAAAUUCAAAAUUAUGUUAUCCAUCCUGUUGCAUUUCAUCAAGGAAAAUGGGCAAUAAAAUUAAAAACUCAAUAAGAAAUUGAACCAAAGUUGGUUAGAUUUGGUUGGAAUAACCAAUCGGAGGCAUUAUAAUGGUACGAUUUCUUGAAUGGGAAAUAUUUGGCAAUGCAAAUAACAAAGGAAAAAAAGGAGAAAACUCUCUAAGAAUGGGAUUAAUUUAUGCCUGAAUCAGAAAGAGUCAUAAAUCAAGGGGUUCCUUCUAUGGCUAUUAAACCAAGCUAGGUAUCUCGGGUGAGAUAGAUGAUUCCAUUAUUGCCUCAAUUUUUAUAAAACGACAUAGAGAUUAUAUUAGAAAACACUCUCGAGAAUUUGCAAGGAUUUUCGGAUAUCCAUUCAUUUAAAGUCUUAUAUUAAUCUUAAACCAAAUAACUCUACUAAGACCCAAAAGAUUAAUUGCAUAUGAGAUUCUUUUUAAAAUCAGAAAUACCUCCAGCAAGGAUUUUUGAUGUAACCAUUUUUAGAUCUAUUAUAGGAAUUGUCGAUGCACACAUUUGUAGACAAUUUGAACCCUUAAACUGUGCCAUAAUUUAUGCAGAAUUCGAUAUGGGACAUAAGUAUUUGAACAAUUAAUUUAAAUAAACUAAGCCAUAAAGUUAAAAGGACUUAGAGCAUGAAUUCUUUUCACAGGAGAGUUUUUCAAAAUAGCCAAAAUCACAUGCACCCAUUUAGAAUGACAAGAUCAGAUUGAUAUACACCUAAAAGCAUUUUUAAAUUGAUGAAAAUGCUUAUUGUAUUUUGAAAAAAUAUAUCGGGAAUGAAAUACAUCACAAUCAGAUUGAUAAGGAUAAAGCUGAAGGCUCUGAUGAAUUCAAGAUUACUAGAUCCUGUGUUCUUAUCUAGGCUAAACAAGAGGAUAGGUUUAAGGCUCAAAUUAUUGAAGACAUAUAUUUAGAUUGUGAAAACAGAGAAAAAGGAGAAGAAGUUAUGAAAAGGUUUCUACUUAAUUUCGAAAAUAUUGAUAAUCAAAUAAUAGAAGCAGAUCAUUAUAUCAAAUAGUAAACAGAACAUGUGUUAAUUAAGAAUGAAGAUGACGACAUUGAUAAUUUGUAGAUUUCGUUUAUUCAAUUAGUGCCUGAAGUAUAAAGAAUUACUUCUGAAUAGCAUCAAUAAUAAUCACUCCAAGAGUAUAAAGAAAUUUUAGAUUUGGUUUAGACAGGAUAAUUUAUUUAGAGAUCCAUCUAAAGGAAAUUUAAUCAAAACAUAUUACCUGGUUUGGAGAAGUUUUUGGAAACAACCAAAGAAGAUGGUCAUUUCUUACUGACUAAGUAUUACGAGGUAGAUCCAAAAAAAGGAGGGCUGAUAUACACAAAUAAGAAAUUGAUUAGUGAUUAAAGAAGUGUCUUACUGGAUAUUAUCAAAAGAAUGGGAUCAAAUUUGCUAAGUGGAAAAUCCUUGAUGUCUGUAUCCUUACCAAUUUAAGUGUUCGAAGCUAGAUCUUUUUUGGAGAGAAUGGCCAGAGGUCAAGGACAUGCACCUGUUUUUCUUGAAAAGGCUGCCUAAACUACAGAUGUUUUUGAAUAAUUAAAGCUCACAGUCUCAUUUCACAUCGCAAGUUUCAUGAUGGGAGUUCAAUAAGAAAAGCCAUUUAAUCCAAUUAUCGGAGAAACUUUUGAGGGUAGAAUUAAAGGAUGUCCUAUAUACCUAGAGUAAACUUCUCAUCAUCCUCCUAUUUCUAAUUAUAUCAUGUAUGGAAGAGGCUAUAAACUGUUUGGGGCAUUCUGUCCCAUUGUAAAUAUGGGAACUAACAGUUUGGCUGGUGAACAACAAGGCCAUUCACAAAUACAAUUCUAGAAUACUAAUCUUAAAUUUUAUUAUAUGGCCUAACCAUUUAUGCUCUAUGGAGUGUUGCUGGGAUAAAGAAGUGUCAAUUGUCAUAAAAGAAGUUAUUGUUUCUAACCUGACCAUUAGUUAUUAGUUGAAAUCACUUUCAAUCCCAAGGAUAAAAAUGCUGGGUUUUUCAGUUCCUCAUCGCAAAAGAUAGACUAGUUUAUUGGGAAGAUAUGUAAAGUCACUCCAGAUUGCAUUUAAAAGUGUUUAAAAGCUCACAAAACUAAUUCAGGAAUUAAAUUAAAAAUUUUACCUUAAGAAAUUUUAGAUACUUAUAAUAUAAAUAUUAAAGGUAGGUGGACUUCAUUUUUACAAUUUGACAAUGCUACAUACUGGGAUAUUGAAGUUCAUAGACCUUAUAUUCUCGAGUUGGAAUCAAGUCCAUUACCAUCUGAUUGUCUUUAUCGAUUGGACUUGUUAUAUAUGAAAAUGAAAGAUGUUUCGAAGGGUUAAGAUGUCAAAGAGGAAAUGGAAGUUGAUUAAAGAAAGGAUAAACAACUUAGAGAAAAAAUUGGAAAUAAAAAUAAAAAGAAAAAGAAAUCAAGUUGA